Chlamydomonas reinhardtii is the source of this 1377-nucleotide messenger RNA. RefSeq lists its product as uncharacterized. NCBI's taxonomy places the organism in Eukaryota, Viridiplantae, Chlorophyta, Chlorophyceae, Chlamydomonadales, Chlamydomonadaceae. The record is from RefSeq and is a predicted model, not a curated record. Bases 66 to 1040 code for a protein of 324 amino acids. The transcript is spliced from 7 exons.
AUAUCCAGCAGCCGCAAUAUCAGGCUGCUGCUUGUGUUGCCUUGACAUUGCAUAUUUACAGACUGAUGGCGCGCCUCCGCCGCCAACGGCACUGCAGCAGCCGCGGCGGCAGCGGUGACGGUGAUGGGUCCGCGCCGCCACCACCUCCACAAAGCCAGUCCCGGAGCCCAACCGAACCACGAGCAGCAGCGACAAAGCGGUCGCCUGCAGCUGCUGUCGCUUCCGCGGCACCACUGCUGCUACUGCUGCUGCAGCUGCUCGCACGUGGGUCCGCCGCGGCGGCGAUCCCUGCUGCCUCGGCGCCUGGCCGUCGGCUGGCUCAGGCAACAGCGGGAGGCGGCUGGCAGGGAGGCCUGCUUGGGCGAUGGAUGGCAGCUGCGGGGGCGGAUGGCGGCGGCGAGGCGCAGCAGCAGCAGCCGCAACAGCCUGCACGUGAGCCCACGGACCGUCUGCCGCCAGUGCCUGCAGUCAAGCCACGCGACACGUGCGUGUGCGCAUUUGACUUUGAUGGAGUGCUGCGGGCGGCGCCGCCGGGGGCACGCGACCAGGACGUGCCCGCGCCUGACGCCAAACGGGUGGUGCAGGGGUGCAAGGACGCCGGCUAUGAGAUAGCCAUCGCAUCUGCAAACGACGAAAUUGACAAAAUGAAGAAGGUUCUGGGCCAGCGUCUGGAUCCCGCCGUGUUCACGGAAGCAUUCUUUGACUCCUCAGCCUUCCAGAUGCAUUACGACGACAAGUCCAUUACACUGAACAACAUCAUCAAAUACUACGACACCCAGCCCGGCUGCGUAAUGCUGUUCGACGACCAGGAGUGGAACAAGGCCUACGCCACCGACCAGGGAGUGCUCAUGAUCAUGACACCCACCAACGCCGGCAUUCGGUAUGCCGACUUCACCCGGGGUGCGGCCGAGCUACAGCGCUACUGCGACUGCGCCACACCCGCGGAGCGCUCCUACUCGGCCUUCAGCUACGCGCCGCCGGACCGGUCCUACCUUCCGGCUCUGGAGGCAGCCAAGGCGGGGAACAGGAGGAAGCGCUGAGUGGGCCGCUGGCUGCCUGGCUCAUGCGCUGCGACGCGGGCUGAGCGGCCUAAGCCUCCCAGACGUUGUUGGUACCGUAUUGUGGACAUUGCGGUCGGUCCCGAGUGUCGAUCCAAAAGCUGCUAUCUAGGGUAUACGUGGCGACGUGCAGAAAUUCUGUACAGCUGGCAGUGGUGUCGCCGCGUUGGUUGCAGCCGAGCGUGAGCGGUUGACGGCAAACUGGAGGCUUGCGCUGAGACUGGGGUUCGCAACUGUGCUUACUAGUGAGUAGUGUUCCAGAGGAGGCGCUGGGAGGCACGAGUGGAUGAUGCUGUGGAUGGCGCAAGGCGGUAGAGGA